Lacerta agilis (Sand lizard) is the source of this 2331-nucleotide messenger RNA. Its product is annotated as zinc finger protein 345-like. Lineage: Eukaryota; Metazoa; Chordata; Lepidosauria; Squamata; Lacertidae. Gene Ontology annotation, molecular function: DNA-binding transcription repressor activity, RNA polymerase II-specific. The transcript is spliced from 2 exons. The record is from RefSeq and is a predicted model, not a curated record. Gene Ontology annotation, biological process: negative regulation of transcription by RNA polymerase II. Bases 139 to 2259 code for a protein of 706 amino acids.
AAUAAAAUAAAUCACUUCUCCGUCACUUUCCCUUUUCUUUUUCGCUGCAUUUAUUCCGAAGGAUGGGAUGGAUUUGAAACCGAGCCGGGAGGAAUUGGGAUUGUAACUGAGGAUGAGGAGAACCGUCCCCGGCAAGGAAUGGAUCGCCGUCAGCAGAGGUUUCAGGGAACACGCUCUCUGUCCACAGAGGAAGCCUGCUUUUCCAGAAUGUCCUGCAAGGAGGAGCUCUGGGAGAGGAACAGCCAAGCCAAGUGGGAUAACCUGCCGUGGCUGGAAGGCAGCUUGGACCAUCGUGGAGACGGUGACCGGGAGGAAGCCUCUGAGAGCAGCUCUGUGGUCUUCAUUGAGGAGCAGGGAGAUAUUGGGUGCGUGUCUGACUUAGAGGAUGUGGAGGAGCCCUCUGCCCAGGUGGAGGAAGUCGUAGGGGAGAUUGGGGAAGACACAGAGGGGUUUGUUUAUCCAGAGGGGUCCCUGGCGGGUGAUGAGUUUGCUGCAGAAGAAUCUGAGCAAAUAGCUUACCACAGAGAGAGUCGCGAUGAAGCCCAACUGGUCUUGUGUCCAGAGGCAGCUCUGGGAAGGGAGGAUUCUGAGGAGGAAACUGGGACCAUUGGUUAUGAGGGUGCAUCCUCUCUUGGAGUUGAAUCUGAGAUGACCCUUGAAGCUGAGGGAUCCAAUGGGGAGGAGUCCGAAGAGAUCCCCUGCUGGGGAGCAGCUCAUCUGGGGGGAGUGGACCUUGCGGGACAAUCGGAGGCCAUCGUUUACCAGGAGGGUUCUCUGGCCAGGGAGGGAUCCAGUAGCGAGGAGCAGGAAGAAAUCCACUCUCAGCAGGGCUCUCUUUCUGGGAACGGCUCCGACGAGGAGGCGUUCAGCGGCUGGGCUGUCCCGGUGCAGGCACUGGUGGCCGAGCAGCGGCCUUCCAAGCCGCGCCACAUCUGCAGCGAGUGCGGCCGCAGCUUGGCCAGCCACUCUGCCCUCGUCCGCCACUGCCUUAUCCACACCGGAGAGCUCCCGUACACUUGCACAGAGUGUGGGCGGCGCUUCCGGCAGUCCUCAGCCCUCGUCCGCCACCUCCGGGCCCACCGGGGCGAGCGCCCGUACGUCUGCGGCGAGUGCGGCAAGGCCUUUGGCGUCCGUUCGGCCCUCGUCCGCCACCAGCGGGCCCUGCACACGAGCGAGAGGCCCUACGUGUGCGGGGAGUGUGGCAAGGCCUAUGCUGACCUCUCCGUCCUGACCAAGCACCAGCUGAUCCACGUCAACGGGCGGCCGUUUUCCUGCCCCGACUGCGGCCAGGCGUUUGGGCACCGCACCACCUUGAACCAGCACCGGCGCAUCCACACCGAGGAGCGACCGUACCGCUGCGCCGAGUGCGGCCAGACCUUCCGGCAAAACUCGGCCCUGGCCAACCACCGCCAGGUCCACUCGGGGCAGCGCCCCUUCUCCUGCCAGUACUGCGGCAAAGCCUUCGCCGGCCGGCCCACCCUCGUCCAGCACCUCCGGACGCACACGGGGGAGAAGCCGUACAGCUGCCCUGACUGCGGCCGCCAGUUCAGCACCAGCUCCAACCUCCUGCAGCACCGCAGGAACCACCUGGGCGAGCGCCCUUUCGCCUGCUCGCUGUGCGGCCGGCGCUUUGCCCGCCGGCCCGACCUGGCCCGCCACUACGUCACCCACGCCGAAGGCAGCGUGCGGCCCCACCGCUGCGGGGAGUGCGGGAAGCGCUUUGUGGACCUGGCCGACCUGGAGCAGCACGGGGCCACGCACCGCGGCGAGCGGCCCUACGUCUGCAGCUUCUGCGGCAAGUCCUUCGCCGAGGCCGCCACGCUGGCCCGGCACCGCCGAUCGCACCUCCCCACGGCUCAGCAGGCCUACAAGUGUGAGGUGUGCGGGCAGACCUUCGGGCAGAGCUCCGACCUGCUGGCCCAUGGGCGGGUGCACAGCGGCGAGCGACCCUAUGCCUGCGGGGACUGCGGCAAGGCCUUCGGGCGCAGCUCCAACCUGUCGCGCCACCGGCGGGUGCACACCCACGAGCGCCCCUACGUCUGCGGCGACUGCGGGAAGAGCUACACCCAAAGCACGCACCUCAUGGAGCACCAGAGGCUGCACACGGGCGAGAGGCCCUACGAGUGCGUGGACUGCGGUCGCUGCUUUGGCAAGAAGGGGCACUUGGACUCUCACCGGCGGGUGCAUCGCCUGUUGCCCGGGUCUCCCAGAGGGGCUGAUGGGGCGCAAGCUGAUUCGGGGAGCCCGGAGGGCAUAUGAAGGAAUCCUCCAGGGGUGGAAAGUUGUGGGUUGUGGGUGGGGGACAAGGAGUCAGAGCAAGGCUAAUAUCCG